AUGGGAUCCUCACAGCCUUUUUUCGAUUGGGCCGGAUUCCCAGCUGGGGUGCGCUUCGAGCCGACAGAUGUACAGUUAUUGGAUCACCUCUUGGCGAAGCUUGACGAGGAGCACGCUAGCAUAGACGACGAUGAACAGACUCUAAAGCCCGGCGUUAAGAGGCAAGCCAGCCGAGGGAAAGAGAACAUCGCAGGGGGUGUUGGCAGCAAGCCACGUGUCCAGAAGCCGCGCCGGCAGCAGCACCCGCGCGUGGGGGAGUUUAUUCCGACGUUAGGAUUCGAAGACGGAAUCUGCAGCGUUUAUCCGGAGGAUCUGCCUGGGAUCGUGACGGAUGGCACCACUCGGCACUACUUCCACCGCCCGUCGCGUGCCUAUGCCAUGGGGCUGCGCAAGAGACGAAAGAUCUUCUCAGAUCGCCCCUCCGCUGCCACUUUGCCGCCCGGCACUGUGGGGGGGGCGGAUGCGGGUGGAGGACGGGAGGAGUGCGGGUACAGAUGGCACAAGACAGGGAAGACUCGCCCCGUGUUUGCUCGGAACAGAAAGCAGAUCGGUUGGAAGAAGAUUCUGGUGCUGUAUGAGACGCGGGCGCAGAGGGGCAAGAAGCGGGGGGCGGACGAGCGGAGCAGCCCUGCAGGGGGCAGCGGGAAGGACAGGAAGACGAAUUGGAUCAUGCACCAGUACCAUGUGGGGGAGCAGGGCGAGGAGAAGGAGGGCGAAUGGGUGGUGUCGAAAGUCUUUUACCAGAUCCAGCAGAGGCAGAGUUCAGGCACGCGAGCAGGCAGCAGGGAGGGGUCUCUGCCCCCCCUUGGCCAAGGGGCAGACGAGGAGGAGUGUGGGGCCGAGGGGAGGGAGGACAUUGAAGCAGUAGGGGAAGGGGAGGGUGGAGGGGCAGAGGAGGAGGAAGGGGAGGAGGAGGAGGUGGUGGAUGAUAUCGAGGAUGUUAAUGACGAGGAUGGGGAUGGGGAUGGGGGUAUGGCAGGGGCGCCUAGAGCAGCUGUGGCAGGGAGAGGAGGAGGGUUGGUAUCAGGGGCAGGAGGUGCGUUUGUAGCGGCAGGAGGUCCGGUUGUUACAGCAGGAGGCUCUGCCGGAGCAGCAGGAGGCUCGGCUGUAACGGCGGGAAGGAGAGGAAGGGGAGGGCGGGGAGGCAGGGGAGUAAGCCAGGGUGGUCGGGGGGGUUCUAGGGGGGGUAGGCCCGCAAAGGGGGGGGUGUUGGCAACGAGGGGCACGUUUCAAGCAUCGCAGCCAUCACCCACGUCAGCCGCCGCUGCCUCGUUUGGUGCGGCGUUUUUGCCACCAGGGCACCACCCACCACCCUUACUCCCUGCAGCUUCUCCUGUUUCCACAGCAGCAGGUGCUGCCUCAGGUGCUAUUUCAGGUGCUUUCUCAGGUGCUGAUCUGAUAACCACAGCAGAAGUAGCGCCAGCAGGGGCAGCAGGCGCAUUAGCAGGGCCUGCUCGACUGCUCUCCUUCCACAACCAAGCACCCCCCUGUGGGGUCCAGGAGGGGGCUUUAUUAGGCACAGCAGGGCCACCAAACACUGGCGUUCCUGGUAUAGGGUUCACUCCUUUCAGUAGGAAAGGUGGUGCUGCUGGUGGUGGUGGCGGUGGUGGUUCUGUUCGUGUUAGCACUGGUGGUGUGACAGCAGGUGAAAUCACCAGCAUCACCAGCAACAGCAGCGGCAGUGGGCAUGGCAGUGGCAGCGCUGGGGCAAUGUUCCUUUCUCCUCCUCCUAACACACAGAGACGGGUGGGGCUUGGCGGUUUCAAACCCCUUGACACUGGUGCUGCUGCUGCUGGCGCUUCUGCUGCUGCUGCUGGUGCCGGUGCUGCUGAGCCUGUCACUCCAAGCAGCACUGCCAUGCCUGUUCCCAUCACGCCCCCCUCCGCGCACUCUGCCUCGGGUCUUGUGGCGUUGAAACCGCCUGGCUGGGGUGGAGAAGCAGGGCGGCUGGUGCCAUGCCAACUGCAGCAACAGCAGCAGGAGCAGCAGCAGCAGCAGCAGCAACAGCAGGGUAACCAUGCCGCUACAAUUACCCCCAGAACUGAAGCUGCUACAGCUGCAGAGUUAGUGGGCAGUGCAGGAGUGAGUGACCUGAGGGCGUAUGAGCAGUCGCUGGGAGACAGUGCCUCGGAUAUCGGCUCAUACCCACACUCACAGGAGGGUACCCCAGAUGACUACCCCUUCCGAUUCCUCUCCACGCCUACAGACGAGCACACUGAUGGCUCUCCCAAGAAAACCGAAAGUGGAGCUGUAGCAGAAGAGACUGUAGCAGAAGCGACUGUAGCAGGAGGGGAUGUAGCAAGAGGGAAAGUAGCUGCCAGUGUGACUUCAGCUGAUGCGGCUACAGCCGAUGCAGCAACUGUAGCAGCGCCAGCAACGCCCCGGGUGCCCUCAUCUGCUGACGUGGCAGCCAGUGCUGCCAGCUCAGGGAACAUGGAGGCGGGCUGUGCAGAGGGAGGUACACCUGGGGUAGGCUGUACUGGUAGGACCACACACACCAGUGCAGGGAGUAGCGAUGGGGAUGGAAGAGUAGGAGGGGUAGAGGGUACAGGGGGAGGUAAGAGUUUGUGGAAGCCUGCCGCUAGGAGAUUCUCACCCCCUGCUGGUGCCAGGGGUGAUGCUAGGGGUGGCGCUGCAACCAUUGCUGGUGUGACAAUCACUGCUGCUGCUGUAAGCGACGCGUUAAAAGACUCGCUUAAGGAACCCUGGUCGAUCCCUACAAGCCAGGAUCUGCCUCUGCCGUCCACCCCCAUCUUCCUGAGUCAGGAGCUUCCCCCCAUUGAACACUUGCCCUCCUCACUGCCCUCCCUGCCCCCAUCACAAGAGCCUGUCAUGUGCUUUGAGGCAACUCAACCAGUGGACUUAGGAGAGAAGGAGGGGGAAGAGGGGAUAGGCGGACUGGGGCAAAUGCGGGAGAUUGGGGCAAUGGGGGGGACGGGGGAGAAUGGCAGGGAGCAGAGUGGGGGGGAGUCAGAGGAGGCGAUCCAGGAGACACAAGUAGAGGCAGAGGAGGUGGGUGCUGAAGCGGGUGAUAAGAGCAGAGCAGGGACUGCCACAGUGCUUGGGGGUGAAGCAAACAUGGAGGGCGUAAGGGAGGGGUUAUGUGGGCCGGGUGGGGGAGAAGUGACUGGGGCAGGGGAAGGUGCGGCGGUAGGCAGUUGUGGGGUUGCAACUGGGGCUGUGGGCGGGUGUGGUGCUAUGCCGGGUGCGGUAGGGAGCGGUAUGCUUGGUGCUGCGUUUUGGAUCGGCAGCAGUGGUCCGGGCAUGAGCAACGGCACGUGGGGCGAGUGGAUGGGGCCUGCUAGUCACCCGUGCCGCCACGCAUUUUCGCAUUUGCUCCAGCUUCCCACACCAAUUAUCAACGCUCUGCACCUCUCUUAUUGCCUGCCGUACGAGACUGUGCUUGUAAUGAAGGAGAAGAUGUUCUCGUUAAGCGAAGCGAAGAAGGUCAAAGAUACAAACGGGAAUCUGCACUUCAAAGUCGCAAACAGGCUGCUAUCCAUUCACAACAAGACGGAAAUUCAGGACGCCAGAGGAGCACCCGUGUGCAUGCUAGUAGGGAAGGUGUUCACUCUGCACAACACCACCUACCUCUGUCCGGGGAGCAGCACAGAAACCGACGGUCACUUGCUUAGAGCCAGGAGGCCUUACAUCACCUUUCAACCUGUUAUUGAGGUGUUUUUACGGGGCAAUGUAACAAAAAACCCAGACAUUUACCUCACUGGCUCCAUUUUCCAGCAUAACUUCAAGAUCGUCACCUGCAACAACAUGCUGUUGGCCGAAGUGAACCGUGACAUGUGCACUGCUCGUGACCUUGUCUUCGGGGCCCAAACAUACUUCGUGCGAAUCUUGCCGAAUGUGGACAUGGCGUUAGUUCUGGCUCUGGUUACUCUGGCAGACACCAUGUAUGUUAAUAGAGAAGGGUCUGGCAUAAGCAUUGAGUUAGUUUGA
Messenger RNA from Closterium sp. NIES-65, 3951 nucleotides. The record is from the annotation of a GenBank genome assembly. NCBI's taxonomy places the organism in Eukaryota, Viridiplantae, Streptophyta, Zygnematophyceae, Desmidiales, Closteriaceae.